UUUUUGUUUCUCUUCUCUUCUUCUCCUCAAGUAGGUUCUCCUUUUUUGACUGUCAAAAACUGUCAAAAAUACAAAAAAAAUCUGACAGCUGCUGCGCCGGUGUGUGUCAUUUCUCUUUUUCUCUUUUUUGUUGUUUUUUUUCCUUCCUUUCUUUUUUAUUAAUUUUAGAAAUCUCAAGGAGAAAAGUCGAUUCAAAUUCUGCUUUUUUAUCCAAAUCCACAAUUCACAAAAAAAUUCCACUCCAUCAAUCCAAAUCGUCUCGAGUGUGUGAUAUAAUCAUUAUCGUGAUUCAUUUCAAAAAUGGCCGCAAAAGGAGUUAAACUUUUAGAAACUAUUAAAAAAUGUUUACAAAACAAAGAAUACGACCAAGUUCUCGGUCUCUUCAAUACCGAACAAAUUGACAAUAUCGAUCUGCUCAAACUAAUCACUGCUGAUUUAUUGGAAAUCCUUUUAGUCCAUCUAAAUGAUGACAACUAUAAAAAUAACCUUGAUUUAUAUACUUGUUGUGAAGAGAUUAUGAAAUUGGCGGCAACUCACUCGCAAGCCGAAGAAAUACUCUUUGAAUUGCUUCAAAUUGUCGAAGAAUCUCCAUCGGAGAAUGUCUUUACCACGGCUCUGAAAUGUCUCCAAAUUUGUCUACUUCGUUUGAAGUCAGACAAAUCAAGAGCUCUGGAAUGGACAUUAAAUUCGAUUGUCAAUCGAAUUACAGAGUUAAAAUUGCCCAGUUAUGUGGUAAGUGGAUGUAGUCCACGUCAGGAGAAGCUCCUGGAACAAGAUGAUGAUGUCUUGAAGGUUUUAGCCAAUUAUAUUACUUUGGCUUUGUUUUAUGAACCUCUUUUGGAAGAUGUUCUUAAAGAUUCCGAUGAUGAUUCGAAGAAAACGAAUCGAAGGAAUGUUUUGUGUUGCUUCUUCCUUCAGCUUUUAGGGAAACCUUUGUGUUACCUUGAUUUGACAAAAAAUGAGAAGUUGACAAACACUUAUACAAUGCAAUGUGCAGCUUCUUUGGUCAAAGCUGCCACAAAAAUCCUUGACGAUCCGUUUUACCUUCUCAGUUUGGUCGAGGAGAAGGCCAAAAAUAAGUCACAUCCAUCGGAAGAUGUCGAUGAAUCAGUUGACUUGUCUUCCCCAGAGAACAUUUUUAAGAUGGAAGAGAAGUUGCCAAUUGAAUCGAUGGGAAUCUUCUAUUACCUGCUGAUUGUUGAGGAGAUUGGAUUCGAAUCGGCUCCUAAGAUCUACUGUCCGGUUUAUAUCUUUGAAUCUUGUCUCUAUUUGGUUACUGAUUUCCUAUCCAGGAAGGCUCCAACUCUCCAAAAACGUGGUCUCCUUCUCUGUCAUAAAAUCAUUGAUAACAUGGGAGAUCUUCAAAUCCCUGAUAAAAGUCUCUUUGAGCCAAUUCAUCAGAAUUUUACGAAAGUUCUAGCUCAGAUUAUUGGAUUUUCGGCGAUGAAGAGUUUUCGUCAGUCGGCAGUUCAGCUACUUAAAAAGUAUAUCCUUCGAUUUGGUGAUGAGUCGAAGUGUGUUACUAUUAAAUCUCUAAUUUUGAGUGUAAAACAUGCAGGAUUGCAAGGUUAUCUUGGGACAAUUUACAAAGACCUUGUUGCGGAAAAAUUGGCAACUAUUAAAGAUGAUUCGGAUACUAAGCUCCCAGGAUGUUAUUCUGGUGAGGAAUUCUCUGAUUUCCUUCUGAAGCAUAUAUGUGUCCUUCAAAAAGGUGUUGAAACGGAUCUGAUUGAGAAUUCGGACCGAAUUAUUCCAGCUUUAAACUCAAUUCGAUUUUUUGCAAUUACUGAUGAUAAGAAUUUAACUGGAUUUUGGGAUUUAAGUAAAAAAAUUGAAAAAGAUUUUCUUGAUCCUCUGCGGAUGGCCAUUAAUAUGUCAGUGGCUCACUACGAAUUAGAGAAGAACUCUGUAAAGACGAAUAAAGGAGGAAGAAAUGAAGAUUAUGAAAAAAUGGCCGAAAUGUUUAGUAUAUCUGCUUUAAAUGGAUCAGAUGCUUCUUUGGCUAUUGAACCUGGCAAACAAAUGGAAAUAUUAGAUCAAGGAUUGACGUCAUUGGAUUUAUUGAAAUGUCUUUUGGCACGUGCCACCGAAUGUAUUGAAAAGAGACAUAAAAAGAAAUGAAGAAAAUUUGAAAACAAAUAAAAAUAAAUAUUAUAUUUUUUGUAAAAUGCUAAAA
Molecule: messenger RNA, 2176 nt
Organism: Episyrphus balteatus (marmalade hoverfly)
Lineage: Eukaryota; Metazoa; Arthropoda; Insecta; Diptera; Syrphidae
Product: glomulin
Exons: 1
Coding region: 301-2121 (606 amino acids)
Cellular component (GO): cytoplasm
Molecular function (GO): ubiquitin-protein transferase inhibitor activity
Source: RefSeq, a predicted model, not a curated record